Molecule: messenger RNA, 807 nt
Organism: Adineta ricciae
Lineage: Eukaryota; Metazoa; Rotifera; Eurotatoria; Adinetida; Adinetidae
Source: the annotation of a GenBank genome assembly
AUGUCGACGUUAACAUCAUUUUCUCAACUUCGUAUUCUUCUUCAUCCUCAUUAUUCCGUUAAUAUUUUCCUAUCAGUCUUCUACCUUCUAUUGAAACAGUUGACUCCCAAGUCUUUAUCUCCAUAUAUAUUCGUUAACAAUGAAGUUACCACUCAGGAUACGCAAGUUCUCUUACUUCUGGCCACGAUUAUAACCAUUCGUGGACGCAAAACUCUCACCUGGUUACAUUACAUUGAUACUGUUUGUAAAUAUUCGAAAAUGGCCAAUUGUUUACUCUUUUAUCGUGAACAAGCUUAUGUUUCGCUGAUACUCUAUGCUUUACUUUGCCUGCUUCAUUUCCUUUUCUUUGCCACACCUGAGCCAACAGGCAAAACGAAUAUAUUAUAUUAUCGUGCUAAUAAUUUAGACAAUGAGAUUCGUGCCGAUUCACGUAUAACCUGGUUCGUUUGUUUCUACGCGCCUUGGUCUCCGCCGUGUCAAAAUUUUGCCAGUGUUUUUGUUGAUUUGUCAACACGUUUCGGCGAUUUGAAAAACUUCAAAUUUGUUAAAUUCGAUGUUAGUCGUUAUCAAGCUGAAGCGGAAAAGUUCAAAAUUGACACAUCAACAUUCUCCAAACAACUGCCGACUGUAGUUCUUUUUCAAGAUGGCAAAGAAGUCAAACGUCGACCACAAAUCGACGUUAAAGGACGAGUUCUCGAUGCUCAACGCUUACUAACAGCCGAUUAUCUAAUCAAUGAAUUUGGUCUCGCAGAAAUUUAUACAAGAGAAGCGGAUAAGCUAAAAGCAAACAAUAAGAAAGAACAAUAA